CGGCGCGGGGGCCGACGGGGGCGCGGGGCCGCCGCGCCGGAAGUACCCGCGCCGCGGGAGGAAGCGCAGCGGGCGCCGAGCGGCGGAGCCGGCGGGAAGGCCCCUCGCUCCUACGCCUGGCGCGAGCGGGCGGCGGCGGCGCCGCGGCCCCAGGCCUGUCCCGAGACCCGGCGCGGCCAGUUCCUGGGACGGGACCCCUGCGGGGAGGAGGACGGGAGGAGGCCCCGCGGCGAGCUCGGAGGCCCAGCGGCCUGGGCCGCGUCACCGCAGCCACAUGGCCUCCGGAGUGGGCGCGGCCUUCGAGGAGCUGCCGCACGACGGCACGUGUGACGAGUGCGAGCCAGACGAGGCCCCCGGGGCCGAGGAAGUGUGCCGAGAGUGCGCCUUCUGCUACUGCCACCGCCACGCCGAGGCGCACAGGCAGAAGUUCCCCAGCCACCACCUGGCCCAGUACGUCCACGGCGCCGCCCCGGCCUGGACCGCGGACGCCCCCGCGCAGGGCGACGCGAAGGAAGAUGCCCAGGCCAAGGUGGAGAAUGAGAGGGAUGUAGAGAGCGAGGUGGGGGAGGAGAGCGAGUCCGAGGAAGACAGUGAAUCCGAAGAAGAGAGCGAGACGGAGGAAGAGAGUGAGGAUGAGAGCGAUGAAGACAGUGAAGACGACAGUGAGGAAGAGAUGGAGGAUGAGCAAGAGAGCGAAGCAGAGGAAGACAACCAAGAAGGAGAAUCUGAGGCCGAGGGAGAAACGGAGGCAGAAAGCGAAUUUGACCCAGAAAUAGAAAUGGAAGCGGAGAGAGUGGCCAAGAGGAAGUGUCCGGACCAUGGGCUCGAUUUGAGCACCUAUUGCCAGGAAGAUAAGCAGCUUAUCUGUGUCCUGUGUCCGGUCAUUGGGACUCACCAGGGCCACCAGCUCUCCACCCUAGAUGAAGCCUUCGAGGAACUAAGAAGCAAAGACUCUGGCGGACUGAAGGCGGCUAUGAUAGAGUUGGUGGAAAGGUUAAAGUUCAAGAGCUCAGAUCCUAAAGUAACCCGGGACCAGAUGAAGGUGUUUAUACAGCAGGAAUUUAAGAAAGUUCAGAAAGUGAUUGCUGAUGAGGAGCAGAAGGCCCUUCAUCUAGUGGACAUCCAGGAAGCAAUGGCUACCGCUCAUGUGACUGAGAUACUGGCAGACAUCCAGUCCCACAUGGAUAGGUUGAUGACUCAGAUGGCCCAAGCCAAGGAACAACAUGAUACCUCUAAUGAAUCAGCUGAGCCAAAGGCGGAGGGUGACGAGGAAGGACCCAGCGGUGCCAGUGAAGACGAGGACACAUGAAGGCUUGCUGUCCCCAGUGGAAACUCCUCCCUCUCCCUGUGUGUAUGUGACGGCGUGUAUGUAACGGCUUCUGAUUUCUGUGAAAGCUGCCCAGCAACAAACGUCCUUCCACCGGAUCCAUCCCCAGGUCCACAGCAGGCACACAUCUGUCCAAGGGAUGACCAACUUUAUUGUCACUGACUGUGCUUGUCAUUCUCUUGUCAUGGUAGGUCAAGGAAAAGUGCCCCUGUGAUCAACCAGGAGCAGUUAAUUAAGAAGCGUCCUUCAGGUAGUCCCUCAAUGGCUGCUUUGAACUUACUCAGGAAAGCCAGCCCUUGGAAUAUCAUAUACCCAGACAGCAUCGCUUCAUCUGGAAGGAUCUGGAAUAAUCUUGAAGGGCAGUCAGAACUUUUUCCCUACCUGCGAAUAAAACCCCACUUUAUUUAUACUGAAGCAUGAAAUAAUGGGGGAGGGGCAAAGCAGGGCUCUGUAGAUAGUUUCUGAAAGUCCCAUUAUACAGUUGUGAAAAUGUGGUUCCAUGAAGUGAGAUGGGUGGCCUGAAGAUGGGGUUGGAGAAAGAGUUAAAAGUUUGAAAUACAGAGAUAUUUUUAGUAUAUGAGGUUAUCCAGCACUUCAGAUCCAUAAUUCAGUGCUGUGGAAAUGAAAAAAAUGAUUGAAGAGGUGGAAAGGAAAUGACUUUAAAAAAAAAAAAAAAAGGACCAAAGAGAUCUGAUUAAAAGUUGAAAUCAGUAUUUCUGAACUCAAAUUGCCUGAGUUUCCAAAAUAGUCACUAAAGGAUCUGAUGGAGCCUGAGUUAUUUGGGUGAAUUCUGCCAGUUUUCUGGGUCUUGUCACAACAUGAAGUCUGCAAUGUAUAUUGCAAAGUGGGAAUUUUUCAGUGUAGGUUUUUGGUGCCCUCGCCCCAACCCCCGUGGCCUCAUUUGGCUUAAAUGCAGUGUAGGGAGAGUUCUUAUCGCUCUGGUGUGCUGAGUCAAGCCCCGUCUCCCAGCAGGUGCACCCACCUUUCACUCCAGCUGGAACCCCUCUUCCCAUGGCAUCCCACCCACCGGCCUUCGGACCCUCUCCUGCAGCCAGGCUCUCCCCUCUCGAGUACCAUGAGCAGAGGCACACCGUGGUUGCCCUUCCAGCCCUUCCCCACUCCCGAGUCACAUUUCCUUACCAUCAGGUUUUCUAUUCCCAAGUAAGCCAUGAUUUCUAGGGAGUGCAAACCCGCAAGCUAAAGAACCUGCAUUUUCUCAGACAUCAGUUUAUGCUUUGGAGUUAGGGGAUGCCCUUACUUUUAGAUAAAACAGUUAAUUAUGAAAUAGAAUGUGCGUACACGCAGUUAAGGUAAAAUGGGACACUUCCCAGGGAAUUCUUAUUUGCGAGUGGGAUGUAUGUGUUCCCUGUCCUCUGCCUUUAGCAGUAUUUUGGUGUCCACUCCCGAGAAGUACAAUCGGAACCGUAUCCACGCAGCUGACUCAGGGCCUCGACUUCUAGUUGCCUCCGCAGCAGAGCUGAAGGCAUCUGCCCUGGAGAAAUCCCUCUCCUCCUGCCUGCCUGUGACCUGUGUACCUAUCACAGAGCUUUAGGGCCAGCUGGUGUGUGUGGGGGGGGGGGGGGGGUUUGAGGCCGAAGCAAUACUUACUGUAGGAAGCCUAUUUAUGUCAUUGUCCAAUCCUGUGUUUGCUAUGAAACUAUUUCUUUGAGGCCAGGAAGCUACUGGGCAUAUCUGCUUCUGGGUUAGGAUUACCCUGACUCACUACAUAUGUUAGGAUGUUGGGACCAGGAGUCCUUUGGGCAGUUAAAAAAAAAUAAUAUAUAUAUAUAUAUUUUUUUUUUUUUCUCUCAAACUGGUGGUCAACAAAUGGCUAAGACAGUUUUGGUGCUUUCCCUACCUGCCUGCAAAGACUGGAGAAUUUGGCAUACCACUAAUGACGACCCCCAGCCUCACCCAACAGAACUCCCCAAAAAGGACCAGGGGCCACUCUUACAAGAGUUUAAAAACCAACAGAUUAAGAACACUUGAGGAUUUGGAUGCUUGUGUUUGUCUUUCCCCAAUAAUUAUUGUUGAAUCUCCCAAGUAGUAGCCUUAUCUUAGCAAUGGACAGACCAUUGGCUCCUCCAUACCUGAUUAUAUGUUAUUACUUAAAGUCAGUUUCUGGGGAACUCGAGCAUGUAUGCGGUAGAUACGAACAGAAGUAUAAAAAUACAUGCCAGCCUAUCUCCAUAUGUUAUCAUAUCUCUGUAAUCCUCAAGGAAAGCACUUUUGCUUUUAGUUAGGAUUUCAGAUUUGCUCGAUGGGCUCCUGCUGUCUUCAGCACCUGAUAAAACUUUAACCAGGGAAGCAUUAAACAUGGUGCAACAGCUUCUGCCCAGGCUCCUGAGUUCCUGCCAGCAGCAUUUAUCAAUGUAAGAACGAGGAUGCUUCCUGCAGUGGCACCAGCCCCCCCCCUGGAGCCAGAGCACGCUGCUCAGACUCAAGCCCCAGCAGGAUGAGGCCUUACUGCCAGGUCAGUAACAGAGUGCUCGAAAGUGUGUGCUGACCGACUGCAGGCUAUGGGGGGAGGGGUGGGUGUUGCAGAAAUCCCCGGGGAGAAGUCACCGAGGGAGGCAGGUCACGAGUGUGUCCAGAACGAAUUGGGUCCCCACAGCGAUCCCUGGCUGCUUUCCAAAUUUUGGUUCUCUGGAGGCUGAGAGUGGGUUUGUCCUUUGAUUUGAUAUCAUUGAAUCCAGGCCGAUUCUAAGAAGUCCUUAGAGUCUCAGCUGUGGGGGGGAAGUGACCUAUAUUGAGGACCAGCUGUGAGCCAGGCCCUGCCCUAGGCCCCAGUUUCUCAGCUGAUAAAACGGAUGUGGAGUGGAAGACCCCGUUGCCCUGAGUUACACAGUUAGAAGUAUUAGAGCCAGAUUUUGAGCCCAGCUCUCCCUCACUUUGUGGUGGUCGGUGGCACAUCGACGAUACAGAGGGAGGAGGAGGCCUCAGAACCCCCCCACUGCAAUCCGACCAUCCCACUUUAUGGAUUCUUUUCCAAAAUUACAUUUCACGGCUAUCCUUUGGGCUCAGAAAUGGCAUCGAGGUAGCCUCAUUCUGCCACUGUAGCAGAUACGUGAAGUCCACAUUGCUAACUUGAGCCUGCCCCCAGGAGUUGGGGGAGCCUUUCCUUUUUGGCGCCAUCCCCCAGAAAUGAGAGUUUUUCUAGGCCUUCAAGAGUAUAGAAGUUCUUAGAAAUGGUCCAAGUGAAGAGGGUUCUGCUAAGUUUAUUUGAAAAUGUCUGCUGCUGCACUGCCUCAGAGAAGGCAGUCUUCCUAUUUUAGCCCAGCCUGUCCUGUGCUCUUUGACGAUGUGUUAACUCAAAGUUCGGUGAAUCUAGACUUUCCUGCUGAUACCUGCUAUGGACAUGUGUACACACACACACACACACACACACACACACACACACUGAGUACAUAUGUUUAUGUAAAUGACAAGGGUACAUGCAUAGACCCUCACACACACAUAGUGGGGGAACUCAGGGGAGACCGGGGCGGCCCCCUCCUGAUCUUGUGUACCACAGCACCACCGCGGAGGCUUCUGCCAGCCCCGAUCACAAGUGUCACCACAUAGUCGGAGCUCAGGAUCUUGCUUACAAGGUGUUCACGAGAAGAACAGCUCCUUGGCAGAGGUUGUCGGCUCCUAAAGCACAGGGCCAAGGUGGGCUCCAGCCCUGCUCCGAGAUGUCUAACGAUAUGGGCAACGAUAACCCAGCCAUUUUGAGGACCCAGGAGUCUGCCCACUCCAGUCUGGACUGAGGGCACAGCUACAGAGUUUGUGACUUGUGCUGGUGGCAGGGUAUAGGAAGUCCUCCCCUCCCCCCACCCAGAAAGUGUUCUCUUGCCAACACCUGAAGUUUCAUACGCACAUAAUGGCUGUUUAGUACAUGCUUCGUAAUCAGAAAAUUGGUUGCAUGUUUGCUGUGUGCCUAGCCCAUCUGGACUUUCGUUGAAAACACAAAUCUCUUUAGGGAUGACACAGCCCAGACUUAAGAGAGAGAGAAGAGACUUGAGAUCUCAUUAAUAUGGCCUACACCCAGCAGUGCUCUGAAGCCCCGACCCAGCCCAUUCCCAGACUCAGGCUCAGGGGGCCUGCCUGGUGGAAGAGUAGCAUUUGGAACUGAAAACACACCAGAAGCAGCACAAGGAGUGCCGGGGCAGGAAAAUGAAAACAAAUUGAGACACUUGUGGGUAUAAAGGUGCAAAACAUGCCACAGAGCCCAUGCUGGGGUUGAUAGGACCUUGAGGGGACAGUGGACUUAUAUUAACAGGAAUCAAACCUGACCAGUCUUUGUACAGUGACAGGCCAUACUGCAUGGGUGGGGACAAGCAACGAAUCCGUUGUCCUCUGCCUGUUUUCCUGUGCACAGUCACAUUCCCUCCUUACCUUCUCCUUCCACCCUUCACGUUAAACAAGGGAACACUCACUCUUCCAAGGGAAUUACACAUUUGAGUUAAUGUUUCAGUAUAUCAUUUUCAUACUGUAAAUUAUUUUGUAAGAGAGAUUUACCGCUAUCCCAGGAUGUUUGGACUCAGCGCCCCUGUGCAUUUGGAAAUCAAUAAACUAUUACUGGAAAUACCA
Panthera uncia (snow leopard) is the source of this 5899-nucleotide messenger RNA. RefSeq names its product tripartite motif containing 44 (gene TRIM44). The transcript is spliced from 5 exons. Gene Ontology annotation, molecular function: zinc ion binding. The record is from RefSeq and is a predicted model, not a curated record. The coding region runs from base 275 to 1309 and encodes 344 amino acids. Lineage: Eukaryota; Metazoa; Chordata; Mammalia; Carnivora; Felidae.